AUGGCCCUUCCCGUGCAGAUCCUGCGGGAGCACGUCAUGGUGCGGGUCGGGGGCGGCUGGGACACGCUGGAGCACUACCUGGACAAGCACGACCCGUGUCGCUGCACCUCGCUCUCUCACAAACAAGCCUGGAAAGCGCGGAGCCCGCAGCAGCCGGUGCAGCACGAGGUGCGGCUGUGCCCGGCCCCGAGGGCGGCCGCCCGCAGCCCCCAGCCCGCGCUGCUGGUCAGCCGCUCCCAGAGCCCCCUGCCCCCCGUCACCUGGGGGGCCCGUGUCCCCUCCGGGGGUCCCCGGUCCCCUGCCACCCCCUCGCCAGAGGGCUCGGGUCGCCAGCCGGGUUCCAGCCCUCACCCGGAGCCGGCGCAGCCCCGGAGGGUCCCUUCGGGCAGGAUGCGGGAGCCACCCGCUGUCCCUCUGGGGAGGCAGCCGCCACCAUCCCGGUCACCCGCUCGAUCCAGCUCCCCUGGGCACGGGCCGAGGGGCCGGGCACCCGUCCCUUCCCGGCUGGGCCCAGGGAAAUGCAUCCCUGUGGCACCGGCACGGGGCAGGCCCGCAGCACCCGGCCCGCGGACGGUGCCGGCACCUCCGAGAAGCAGCCGGCAAGGAGGAAAAUCAUCUGCGCUGGCUGCCAGGCCACAGGAAACGGAGACACCCGCCACAGCGACACCCCGAGCCCCCAGCCCCUGCAAGGGCCGUGCCCCCAGUCCCCUAAAGGUCUGUGCCCCCUCCUCGCACCGGGAUGCUCCGGGAGAAGGGAGGCAGGGAGCCCUUGGCCGGGGCCGACAGCCUUCACCCCGAAAUUCCUCCAGCCACCCCCCGAAAGUGGACAGCGGCGUUAAACCCCCCAGCAAAGCCAGCCCGGCCCCGUCCCGGCCCCCCACCCCUCUGGGCCGUCCCGCAGGGGGGUGCAGGGUCUGUGCUGCUGGGGACGGUCCCCAGGGGACACGGCAGUGCCACCCCGCCCCGGACCCAGGGGCUGCGGCUGCUCAGGGACCUCGGGCGCCAGAGGAUGAAGCCGGGGCAGCCAGAGGAUGUGGCCAGGGGCUCCGGGGGUGCUGUAGGCACACGCAGCCCCCCGGCUAUGACAGGGUGCUGGAGGAGCUCUCCCGCGGGCGGCAGCCCCUGCGCCCCGUGGGGAUGCGGAGCCAGGUCCCCCAAACACCCGCAGGAGCUGCCCCGCAGCUCCCAGCCCCGGCGGAGGCAGAGCGGCCGGGGGUGGGGGGCCAGACCCCGCGGGCACCCAGGGCCGGCAGCGUCGCCAAGCCCCGGCGGUGCCUGAAGAAGCCCGAGCGUGUGCCCUCCAUCUACAAGCUGAAGCUGCGGCCCAAGGUGCGCCCCCGGCGGGAUCACAGGCCGGGCAAGCGCCCCUCGCGCAUCCCCACCCCGCUGGGGCAUCGCCCCGCUGCCCCCCGCGCCCAGCACCGGCCCCCGGCGCCGCCCCGAGCCCCCCAGCCCGGCGGCACACGCCCCACGCCGUCCCUGGGUGACAGCGGCACCUGCCUGACCGAGGAUGAUGAGGAGUCGUGGGUCUGA
Messenger RNA from Lonchura striata (white-rumped munia), 1533 nucleotides. NCBI's taxonomy places the organism in Eukaryota, Metazoa, Chordata, Aves, Passeriformes, Estrildidae. The record is from RefSeq and is a predicted model, not a curated record.